AUGAAGUUUUUUGCGUUGUCUUUCCUGCUUUGCUGCCUGAGUGCUGCCGGAGUUUUGGGUGCCCCCCAGUUUGGCUAUGGAUUCUCCCCCUACGGCGGAGGAUAUGGAGGAAGCUAUGCCUCGGCUAGUGCCGCGGCAAGCAGCAGUGCUGGAGCUUAUCAGGGCUUUGGAUAUCCAGGAUACGGAGGGUUUGGAGGAUAUGGAGGAUUUGGCGGAGGAUAUGGCGGCGGAUAUCGCCAGCAGUACAACCAGUUCAGCAACUACAACAACUACGGCUCCUCUGGCUAUGGCGGAUAUCCAUUUGGCAGAUGA
Messenger RNA from Drosophila kikkawai, 312 nucleotides. Its product is annotated as pupal cuticle protein Edg-91. The record is from RefSeq and is a predicted model, not a curated record. NCBI's taxonomy places the organism in Eukaryota, Metazoa, Arthropoda, Insecta, Diptera, Drosophilidae.